Messenger RNA from Phaeodactylum tricornutum CCAP 1055/1, 2868 nucleotides. RefSeq lists its product with no specific name. The record is from RefSeq and is a predicted model, not a curated record. Bases 196 to 2868 code for a protein of 890 amino acids. NCBI's taxonomy places the organism in Eukaryota, Bacillariophyta, Bacillariophyceae, Surirellales, Neidiaceae. The transcript has a single exon.
CUUUUCGAGUAAUUACAAUACAAUCGGGGCCUUACAAGGCUUUCCCCUUUAUUCAUCUUACUCUCUCAUUGUAUCAACAAUACAUUGCGUGAGUAUAGAAGAAUCCGUUAGUUUAUCAGACCCAGCAAUCAUCGCUGGCGUUGCUCUCGCCAACGUUCUUACUUUACAUGAUUGUCUCUCUUUUUGAACUGAGCCAUGGCCCGAGUUCGCAAGGCAACCGGUCCUACCCGGAAGGGAGCGACCGAAACGGUGCCGGAGGAGCGAGUGGAAGAAGAAACGCCCUUUGAGGCCGUUGAGUCGCCGUCCAAGGACAGUGACAAUGAGACGCAACCAUCGUCCAUGGGCGAUGAUGAUGACUCACAGUCUGAGAUCGAGUCGUACAAGAUUGAUACCGACAUUGAUUUCAAGUACAACCCAAACUUUUUUGAGGACAAGAAAGCCCUUGAAAGUGUUCUAAGGAAUACUAUGGGAUUUGGAGAUAUCCAUGUGAAGUCACUCCAAAACGAAGGUUUGAAGACCGCAAAUGAUUUCUUGCUUAUUUCUAUGAGUGACAUCAAUGAUCUUUGCGACAAGCUUUUGUUUGCAACAGUUUACAGGGCUCGCCUACGGGCAUUUGCUACAUGGUUACGUAGUCAACCUGACAACGUAAAUAUUACCCAAGAAUGGACAAUUCCAGUUAUGCAAUUGGAAAUGCAGAUGAAGGCGCAAGCGUCUCCAUUUGGAACCUCCGAGACCAACAAAACAGACAAGUCAGUCUCCAGUCUGGUGCCUGAUCCCUUUGAUGGUACACAGAAGAAGUGGCUCGCCUUUCGAUACAUUUUUGAGGCAUGGGCCGGAGCAAGUGGGCAAUCUUUUGAUGCCUGCAUCUCACAUGACUCGGAGCGAUAUUCCCGUUCAGAACCAACAGCGACCUCUAAUGACAUCAAUGACGAACCUGAUUCAUUUAAAUAUGACUGGAACGUUAAGUCAGUUCGCAAUUCAAACAUCUUUUUUAUGCUCAAGUCGCUCACAAGCGGCGGAGAUGCAUGGGGCCUUAUCGAACCUUACGAGGUUUCAAAAAAUGGCCGUCAUGCCUGGAUUGCCUUGUGUGCGUUCUAUGAAGGGGCCAGUCAGGUGGGCUUAACCACAGAAGAAGCUCGCACUACAAUUCUGACAUCGAAGUAUACCGGACAAUCCCGGAACUUCACUUUUACCAAGUAUGUUCAAAAGCAUCUUACUGGUAACAACAUAUUGGCUCGCAACAAAGAGGCCUACACGGACGCACAGAAAACAAACUUUUUCCUACGGGGAAUUGUUGAUCCUGAACUUAUGGCAUUCAAGGCAGCUGCUGAAGCUAACCUAAAUGAAUGGAAGUUCGAACGCGUAGUCACGUACAUGCGUACUCAAGCCGCCAAGCUCACGAGCAAGGACGGUAAGGAUUCCCGAAACAUUCGUCAGGCUACGGGCUUGUCGAAAAACAGGAACAACAAAAACAACCGGCGCAAGCGCUCGGAAUACCAAAGCCAAGGCAAAGGUAAUAAAGAGUCGGGCAAAGGAAACAAUGCUCCUAGUACUCAACUCCGCAAGGACAUCUGGGAUGAAUUGUCUCCCGAGAUAAAGGAUGCCAUCAAAGCGGCAAAGCGUAGAGCGUCUACGGACCCGCGCACGGCUAAAAGAGCCAAGACUAGUAGUACGGAUAACUCUAACGCAAGCGUUGAGUCCUACUUGCCUGAUUUAAGGUCAAUGUCUACUGAAAUAUUUAAAGCAGAUGAUGACAAGGACUUGGCUUCAGGCCAGCCUGAGGCGAAAGAUACACCACUUCAUUUGGAACUUGAAGAUACGCUUAAGAAACCUACAUAUGGAGCAGGUACCCUAUUUGGGCGAUCUGCUGACAGGGUCUCCUUUAAUCGUAUGGUAUGCAGUUCAGAAGAAAACAAAGUCACUCCUUGGCGCAUGUCAGAACUACGGCUUGCGGAUGCAACAAUAAGACGCAUUUGUAAGAAUCGCACACGAAAUCCUACCGGCCGUUCAACAUGGGGCGAAGCUGCCAUUGAUACUGGUGCCGACACAAUUUGCAUUGGUUCAGGCUAUACUGUACUUGCCCAUACAGGUCGAUAUGUGAGUCUGCGAGGUUUUCAUGACAGUGGUGAUACUCUUGAUCGAAUUCCAGUUGUGACGGCUGCUACAGCAUAUGACUACGAUGACGGAACCACCAUUAUUCUGGUUUUCCAUGAAGCUUUGAAUCUUGGGCCUACACAGUCCACAUCUCUCAUCAACUUGAAUCAGAUUCGGCACGCCGGACAUCAGACUGAUGACAUUCCGAAGUUUUUAUCCCAAGGGAAAUCUUUUCACGGAAUUGAAACAAUUGAUGGCGACUACAUUCUUUUUGAAUUGAAGGGACGCACAUCAUUGUUGUACUCACGAGUACCUACUCGCCAUGAGCUUGAGAACUGCCUGCACAUUGAUCUUACAUCUGAUCAACCCUGGGAUCCAAACAGCAAAGACUGGGAGGAUAAUGAGCAGCGCUACACGCGUCAUGACCGACAACGGAAUGCACGCUAUACCGCAACUGAUAAUGCGGAUGAGGAGAACUUUUACCAUGGGUAUUUCUCUCUCCCUGACUCUAAGGAGUUCCCGGUUCUACCGGCAAACAAUAAUGUUAUGAACCCACAUGAUGUCGUACGCGAGAUCAAAUAUGCUACUGCACGGGUUUCAAAAUCUAGCCCACGGGAUCUAGAUGUCGAUCGAGACAAACUUCGCCGCAUCCUGGGUCAUGUUCCUAUGGAAGUAGUUGACCGAACACUGGAAGCUACAACACAACUUGCGGAACGCUCUGGCAAAAUGCUACUGCAUCGACGUAGUUUGAACAAUUGCGAUACCGCCGGUUGA